Molecule: messenger RNA, 861 nt
Organism: Lichtheimia ornata
Lineage: Eukaryota; Fungi; Mucoromycota; Mucoromycetes; Mucorales; Lichtheimiaceae
Exons: 6
Coding region: 1-861 (286 amino acids)
Biological process (GO): transcription initiation at RNA polymerase II promoter
Cellular component (GO): transcription factor TFIIE complex
Source: RefSeq, a predicted model, not a curated record
AUGUCUCAAUUGAACGAUUCGCUCAAAAACUUUAAAAAGAACUUGUCAGCAAGCACCCUUGUUGGUGUGAAAAGAACUGCAACUGCUAGACCAGCCGACCAUUCACAUACAACCAAACAUACAUCGAUCAACAAUAACACACGAGCUUCGUUUGAACAUGCCCAUCAAGAAUCCAGAAAGAAACAAAAGAAAGCAACCGUAUACUCCCAACCAGCCAAUACGGGCACGGGACAUCAUGCUAUGAGUCAGUUGUAUACAGUGAUCCAGUUUCUCAAGGAUUGUGAUGAGCCCCAGUCCGUAGUGAGCAUUGUAUCUCGCACACAUGUGGAUAUUACAAAGAACCCAUCAUUGUGGCAAAAGCUGGUGGAGAAUGACAAGAUUGAAUAUAAUCAAAACACCAAGACCUUUGCAUACAAGCCUGCAUAUCAAAUCAAGAGCAAAGAAGAUUUACUCGAGUUGUUGAUCAAUAAGAAAGAGGAAGGUGGCAUGGACUACAAGGAUCUCAAGGAUUCUUAUGCAAAGCUGGGUGAAGCCGUAGAAGAGUUGGCCAAUGAAGGACAGAUCCUGGUGAUCCGCAACAAGGAUGGCAACCCACGUGUUUUAUUUUACAACGAGAUGGAUUACAAUACACCCAUUGAUUCAGAAUUCCAAAAGAUGUGGGCGGAAAUCACGAUACCCGACGAAACCGAUUUGCCCAAGCAUUUGGAAAAUGCUGGUCUGAAAACUAUGGAGGUGUUUGAAAAGAAGGUGGUUGCCGAGCCAAAGUUAAAGCGUUCCAAGACCCGUAAUCGUAAAUUCAAGAUCACCAACACCCAUUUAUCUCAUAUUGACUUGUCUCGUGAUUAUGUUCCUAACAAGUAA